Messenger RNA from Cucurbitaria berberidis CBS 394.84, 1035 nucleotides. RefSeq lists its product as uncharacterized. Bases 1 to 1035 code for a protein of 344 amino acids. The transcript has a single exon. The record is from RefSeq and is a predicted model, not a curated record. Gene Ontology annotation, biological process: dephosphorylation. Gene Ontology annotation, molecular function: phosphoprotein phosphatase activity. NCBI's taxonomy places the organism in Eukaryota, Fungi, Ascomycota, Dothideomycetes, Pleosporales, Cucurbitariaceae.
AUGACAACAUCACAAGAAAACGCCCCUCCUCUCUCCCACCCCCCCUUCUACUCAAUCCCCAACAUCAACAACCUCCGGGACGCCGCCCUGUACCCCCUCAAAACCUCAACCGGCCAACCCAUCCGUCCAGACAUCCUCUUCCGCAGCGCAGAAGUAUCCAAACUCUCCCUCCCAGACUGGCAAGCCCUCCACGCAAUCGGGAUAUCCCACGUCUUCGAUCUACGCAGCAAGCCCGAAGUAGACAAAGGCUGGGCGGGCAUCGUAGGCGAGGGCAAAGAUGGCGCAGAUGUACGACCGGGCUGGAUCGCGGCGAUGGAGCAGGCGGGUGUGAAGAGGAGUUGGGUACCUGUUUUUGCCGAGGCGGAUUAUUCUCCUGAACGGUUGGCGGAGCGGUAUGUCAAGUAUAUGGAUGAGGGCGUGGGCGGGUUUGUAGAGGCUUAUGAGGAUAUCUUGCGGAAUGGCGGGGAUGCGUAUAGGUCGAUUUUGCUGUAUCUUGCGGGCUUAUCGCCGCCGACGCUUACGAAGAGUGAUGGGCAUGUACAGGAGCCGCUGGGUGCGCUGGUACAUUGCACAGCUGGGAAAGAUAGGACGGGUAUCUUCUUUGGCAUUCUCUUUGAUUUCCUUGGUGUACCGCGGGAGGCGAUUGCGCUGGAGUACAAUCUCACCGAGCAGGGGCUGAGGCAUAUUCGCGAUGAAGUCGCUGCGAGGCUCAUGCAAUCCCCGGGGUUCAAGAAGUACAUGCUUUCCCAAAUGGCUGGGAAGUCUCUCUCAGCGGAGGACAUCGCGAGAUCUCUACGUGAGCAGGGGGGAGAAAAAGAGAGUGAAGGCGCUGGUGUUCAAAUUCCGCCUGAGAUCUUGGAGAAGGGUCGGCAAGCGGCGUUCAGGAUGAUUGGCGCGAGGAAGGAGAGUAUGCUCAAGUCUCUUGAGAUGGUGGAUGAGAAGUUCGGAGGGGCAGAGGCGUAUAUGAGGAAGGAGUGUGGGCUGGGCGAUGAGGAGUUGGAGAAGCUGAGGAGGAAUUUGGUGUUGAAGGAGUGA